Laccaria bicolor S238N-H82 is the source of this 2105-nucleotide messenger RNA. RefSeq lists its product as uncharacterized. NCBI's taxonomy places the organism in Eukaryota, Fungi, Basidiomycota, Agaricomycetes, Agaricales, Hydnangiaceae. Bases 1 to 1614 code for a protein of 537 amino acids. The transcript has 3 exons. The record is from RefSeq and is a predicted model, not a curated record.
AUGUCAAGCAGGCCAUCGAGGUAUCUGAAGAGGGACUGGACCCACAAAAAACCACACCUGGCUAAAUACAGCUCUCUCCCAACUCUCCAACUCACACCCACCGAGCGCCCCAUAUUCCAGUGCCACCAAUGCGGGUUCAUCAACACACUCAUACCCAUGUGUCUCUGGUGCUGCUGGACAUCAGAUGCAGCACACGACGAAUUCUAUCGUUCCGCUCCUCCUCCUCGUCGUCCUAGACGGUUAAGUGCUCCUCCACGUGUGACAACGCGUACAUCUAUCAGUGCCACCCCAAAAUCGCCACCCCAAAAUGGAGACCAAUAUAUACCCAUUCCAGUCGAGCAACAGAACACUCUAUAUCGGGGUACGGAUACAACUAUCACAACCCCCGUCGACAACACACCACCCGGAGAUGCCAUUGGCACGGCAACCAUAUCGACUACGACAACCACAACGACGGGGAAGGGCCCCCAAUCCCAUUCCCACCGCCUCCGACCAUCCAUACCCUCCUUUUUCCUCUCCCAAUCGGACGUUGAUCGUCCAAACCCAAGCACGACUGGCAUGAAAUCGAUCAACCCUAAAUCCUCGCGAUUCUCCCUUUUCUUAGAUUUCAAUAGUAAUCAUCAUGAUAAUGGCGGCAGGCCCGAUACGAAGAAAACGCUAGACGACGACGACGAGCGCACAUCACCCACAUCAGGAGGGGGAGGAGGAGGAGGAGGAGCAGGGGCGGAAAGUCCACGCACACUUCGUCGAAAACGACGGAUCAACAUCGUCGAGCAGGCACCACAGCAGCUCGACGUACCAACCUCAGCUCCCAUCGCCAUCUCCUUCGAUUUGGAUCUCGGGUUAAAAGACCAAGACGAUUCGCGAAUUUCCUCCGAUUUCGAACACAAUUCAAACGCGCCUUACCCAGCACCCCCACAAACACCACCUCCACCCUCUUCCUCUCCCAUUUUACCACCCCCAUCCUCACCCACCUCAUCCCCAAUACGAAUAGGCCACCCCACGCGACCAUACUACACCGCCAUACGCAAGAACAUGUCUUCUCCACCCGCCUCGCCCUCUUCCUCGCCGCCCCCGUCAAGACCUACGUCAUUGAGUGUGCCAUCUGCUUCAAGGCCUACAUCCUUGGGUGGACCGUCUCCCUCAAGGCCUACGUCGCUUAUAUCAGGAUUAGGUGGAGAAGAGUCGUUCCCGCCAAGUUCGUUCCACCACAACCAGAGACCAAUCUCGUUAUGUCUGGGAGGGAUGUUUUCGCCUUUUGUCAUCGACACGAAUACCAACACCAACGCGGAUGAAUCUCCAGGACCCACGUCUACGUCUAAAAACACGCUGCCCAGACCCAAAACGACGGACAGGGAAAGGGGGAGUAUAGGAUUUUCGAUGAGUGGGGAGACGGAGUUACGCAUGGCGUUGGCUGGCAUCCAAGCUCAAACUCAAACUGAGUCUCGUGCUGGGGAGUUUAGGUACCGCGAGACGAUGACGCCAAGUGGUAGUGGGAAGCAAGACGGGGAGAGGAGGAAGAGGGGAGGAUCGAUGAGUGGUGUUGUGUUGCGCGUCAAGGCUUUUCGGAAGAGUUUGAAGGAUUUGAUUGGUGGGCCUAGGUCUGCUGUUUGACUUUGGGGUUUUGGAUGGAAGGAAGGACGGAUGGAUGGAUGGAAGGAAGGAGGGAGGGAAGCAAAGGUGCUUUGAUGCCAUGUACUUGUGCUUGGGCGGGUUGUAAUAUCAUAUCAUUUUGUUGUUGUACACAUACACGCUUUCUUUGCUAUAAUACAAUUGGAUUGUUCCGUAAAGUACUAUACAGUCCUGUGUCUGGUAUCUCGUUAACCCAAGUACAAAAUCACCAGGUGAUCACCACAUAUCCCAUACCCUCCUCCGUUGAAAAGAAUGCAACCUCCUCCCACCCCUCCUCCCCUCAUACUCGCCUGACAAAUAUACACCCGAUUUGACAGAGGUUCUCGACUCGUGUUUUCUUGAGCGAUGAGGUUGCAUGUAUAGAUGGGGGAGGCAUGACCCGCCUACCUUGUAUUCGCUUAGCAAUUAAUCAAAUAGUCAACUAGUAUCAAAUCGUUGUAAGUCACAUCACAAAAAAAAAAAAUUCAAAAUAA